GACAUCAUCACGGCCUCUUUCCGGUGUGACAGAGCGCUGAGCCGGUAGCUGCUGCUGCUGCCUGUCAACAUCACAUACCAUUCUGAAGCUUUCCCGAGUGCGGGAUUUUGGUUUUUACCUUUUUGUCCGUGAACGUGUCCACCGCAAUGCCCAUGUACCAGGUAAAGCCCGUCUGUGGGGUUGACAUAAAGGUUGAUUUGCCGACCUGCAUGUACAAGUUACCAAAUGUCCACGCGCAGCAAGGAAACAGCUGCAGCUCCGAACAUGCGCUUCAGAAUGGCGAGGUGGAUCCAGCCGUCAAAGCCCUGGAGGCUCGACAGGAUGAGAUCUUGAGGAAACUGUACGAACUGAAAGCAGCCGUGGAGGGCCUCGCUAAGACAGUGACGACCCCAGAUGCUGAUUUAGAUCUGACAGUCAGCAGCAGCCUCUCCUCGCAGAGCUCCACGGCAGUUUUUACCGGUACCACCGACCUGGACGCACUACUGGGAAAAGAUCUCGGCGCUCUCCGUGACAUUGUCAUCAAUGCCAACCCGGCACAGCCCCCCCUCACCCUGCUGGUUCUUCAUCGCCUGCUGUGCCAGCGGUACCGGGUGCUCUCCACCGUCCACGUGCACUCCUCGGUCUCCAGCGUGCCACCGCAGCUGCUGUCAUGUCUCGGUCCACGCCACCCCGACAGCCACAGCCGCCACAUGUUCCAGCUGGGCUUUACCCUCAUCUGGAAAGACGUUCCCAAACUGCAGAUGAAGUUCAGCGUGCGAAACAUGUGUCCCAUCGACGGCGAAGCCAACGUUGCUCGCUUCCUCUUCAAGCUGCUGGCGCCCUACCCCAGUGACCCCGCUCUCGCCACGCUGGUGGACAGCUGGGUGGACGCGGCCUUCUUCCAGCUGGCGCAGGGCAGUUCCGAGGAGCGAGCCGCCGCCCUGCGGGACCUCGGCUCCGCUCUGGGGCGCAGCGCUUGGCUGUCGGGACCGGACCUCUCGCUGGCCGACGUGGCGUGCUACUGCUGCGUGCUGCAGAGCGGCUCGGCGCCCUCCGCUCCUGCCAGCGUGCGGCGCUGGAUCAAGUCCUGUGAGAAUCUGGGCUGCUUCAGCCACGCCAAGACACUUCUGCUGUGACUGGGACUGUCCUGGGACCAGACACUAGAGGCAAAAGAAGGGCAUUAGAGGAUGGAAAUAUCUCAGCUAUGUCCUCCUCCUUCUCCUCAGUGUAGUUUGGUCAAAACCGACACUUAAACUGACACAUAGAUCCAUAUAGAUCAACUCUGUUAUGAGAGAGGAGGGCUCAGAGAAGUAAAGGAACUGCAGUGACAGAGGGAGCUUCCAUCACACACCCUCCACCCACUUUGUGCCUAAAUAAAUCGAAGUGUGUGUGUAUCUGUGGUGACCGGUAAUGCAGUGUUAUCACAAUGCUUUGUACCAGUUGUUUUCUUAAACAGAUAAUAUUAAAAAAAAGAAAAAA
Oryzias melastigma (Indian medaka) is the source of this 1458-nucleotide messenger RNA. It is a transcript of the gene aimp2, whose product is annotated as aminoacyl tRNA synthetase complex interacting multifunctional protein 2. The coding region runs from base 147 to 1115 and encodes 322 amino acids. The transcript has 4 exons. Lineage: Eukaryota; Metazoa; Chordata; Actinopteri; Beloniformes; Adrianichthyidae. The record is from RefSeq and is a predicted model, not a curated record. Gene Ontology annotation, cellular component: aminoacyl-tRNA synthetase multienzyme complex.